AUGGCUGCGCCCAAGAUUAUCGUCCUGGGUAGCCUUGAUGGCCAGCUUGAAUCGGUGUUCAAGAAGCUGGCAACGCUGCAUGCCAAGAACCAAUUCUCUCUAGCGAUUCUCACGGGAGAUGCAUUCACUGCCGAUUCCGACGACGCAACGAUUUCCGCUUUGUUAAACGGAUCCAUCGAGGUUCCUCUCCCCACCUACUUCACCGUCGGCACCCAUCCACUGCCACCACAAAUCGCUGCGAAAGUAGAGGCCGAUGAAGAGAUAUGCCCCAAUCUUCACUAUCUGGGGAAGCGCAGUAUAACAAAGACUUCGGAUGGGAUCAGAAUCGUAACGCUCGGCGGAGUCCUUGACCCGAACCUAGUGGGAGGACAAUCGGCAGAGCAGCAUUUGCCCUUCCAUACGUCGGGCGAUGCAAAAGCUUUGCGCGGCGCCAACAACACCGAUAUCUUGCUGACAAGCAUAUGGCCUGCGAAAGUUUGGACCGGGUCUAAAUUGGUGCUCGAGCCUGCCGAUCAAGCUGCUGUGAGCAGUUCCGAGGAUAUUGCAGACCUCUGCGCUGCGUUGAAGCCCCGAUACCAUUUGUCGGCUUCUCCAGGAGCAUUCUUCUAUGAAAGAGAGGCCUUUGUUCAUCAGUCCGAAAAAGAUCCAAACAUCAUUUCUACUACACGAUUCAUCUCAAUGGCUCCAUAUGGCAAUGACAAGAAGGCGAAAGCCAUGUAUGCGUUUACUCUCAACACAGCCGAUAAUACGGUGCCUCCUGGCGCUACGGCGUCGCCAUUCACAUCCAAAGCCACCAACAAACGUGGAAGGCAAGACGAAGGUUACAGUCGGUUCGGUCAUCGCGACGAUGGUCACCACGGCAGACAUAAACGUAAUCGUCGUGUCUCGCCACCGCCGGGUCCUGACCGGUGCUAUUUCUGUUUAUCGAACCCCAACAUCUCAUCCCACAUGUGCUGUAGCAUCGGAGACGAAGCCUAUAUUACUACCGCAAAAGGUCCUCUACCAACUUCCACGACAUUCAAGGAGCAGGGUCUGAACUUCCCUGGCCAUUUCAUUAUUAUCCCAUUACCACAUUCCCCAACCAUUGCAAGCAUGGGUAGCACAGCAGAUCCUACAAGCGAUGCGGUCAAGACGUACAACGAAAUGACACGGUUUAAAGAAUCUAUACAAGCCAUGGUUGCUUCCAAAAGUUCACACAAGUUCGGCGUUGUCGCUUGGGAGAUUAGCCGGGACCGCAACGUCCACUUGAUAUGGCAGCUCGUUGCUGUGCCCGCCGACAUCAUCCAAAAGGGCCUUGCCGAAGCAGCCUUCCGCGUCGAGGCAGAAAACUUGAAAUACCCAGCCUUCACAACCAAAGACAUCGCCGUCGAAGACUUGGCUACUGCCGGCGACUUCUUCCGCGUCUGGUUCUGGGCAGAUAACGGAGAGGAUAAGAUUAAGGGCAAAUCCCUCGUUAUGCCGCUCGCCUCUGACGCGCGCUUUGAUUUGCAAUUUGGGCGUAGAGUUCUCGCGAAGCUUAUGGGCUUGGAGGACAGACUCAGCUGGCAGAACUGCGAGCAGACUGUGGAAGAGGAGACCAAGGAUGUUGAAGCUUUCCGAGAGGCGUUUAAAGAAUGGGAUUUUACUCUGUAG
Messenger RNA from Trichoderma atroviride IMI 206040, 1632 nucleotides. RefSeq lists its product as uncharacterized. Gene Ontology annotation, biological process: mRNA splicing, via spliceosome. Gene Ontology annotation, molecular function: RNA lariat debranching enzyme activator activity. Gene Ontology annotation, cellular component: post-mRNA release spliceosomal complex. Lineage: Eukaryota; Fungi; Ascomycota; Sordariomycetes; Hypocreales; Hypocreaceae. The record is from RefSeq and is a predicted model, not a curated record.